GACGGUCGUGGCCCAGCUGACGGAUGACCCGAAGAAUCCAGGCAAGUGGCAGGCCACCGACGUGGAGAAGGCGGUCGCGCUGCCAGUCGGAAGUGCGGGCAAGACCGCGGGCGUGGUGAUGUCGUGGUUGGGGACCUACGGGUUCAUAGAGUUCGUGGACGGCCGCCGUGCCUACUGCCACAGCAGCGCUUGCGGAGGCGUCUCCCUCCAGCCCGGGGAGACCGUUGUUGGCACGCUCGCGGAGGACCUGCGCACGCGCGCCAGAUCCCGACCGCACACUUUCCGCCGUCGCCUCCUGACGAGGAGGAAGGAAGACAUGAUCGAGUUUGUUUGGGCGGUCGUGCGCAUGCCCCCGCUUGAGGCAAUCGUGCGUCUUGCGGUUACUGCCUGCUCGUGCCCUACCAGUAGCAGUUUCGCCACACUUACGGCGCUCCAAGACGGUUCUGCGUUUCGUG
Molecule: messenger RNA, 455 nt
Organism: Prorocentrum cordatum
Lineage: Eukaryota; Dinophyceae; Prorocentrales; Prorocentraceae
Source: the annotation of a GenBank genome assembly